Messenger RNA from Suhomyces tanzawaensis NRRL Y-17324, 936 nucleotides. Its product is annotated as 25S rRNA (uracil2843-N3)-methyltransferase. The transcript has a single exon. The record is from RefSeq and is a predicted model, not a curated record. Bases 1 to 936 code for a protein of 311 amino acids. Lineage: Eukaryota; Fungi; Ascomycota; Pichiomycetes; Serinales; Debaryomycetaceae.
AUGGGACGAAAGAACACUAGCCAAGCAGAUGAUGGCGAGUUAUCCAACACAUCGAUACCUUUCGAUAGCGAAUACUCAUUAGGCCAUGAAAAGCUCAUUGAUAUGUUCACCCAAACCCUAGGCAGCAUCCUCAACUCGGAGGAUUUGAAUCAGCAUAUCCAAUCUGUGAAGUCAUGUUUAUACGAUAGAAACUACAUCGAGGCAUUUGACUCUGAUGACAAGAGAUUUGCAUAUGUGUCCAGAUGGACACCUGCUCGUGCAUUGGCAUACACUUCGUUGUUUGCCUCGCUAGAUGGGAUCAAAGAGCUCUUUGAAGACAAGGACAAACAGACCGAAGUAUUAUGUAUAGGUGGUGGAGCAUCUUCUGAACUUGUGGGGUUGGCAUCUGUGUUCUGCAGACAAAAGGAGUACAAUUCGACCUCUGACUCUAGUCUCAAGAUGAAUAUUAUCGAUAUAGCUGAUUGGUCCAAGGUGGUGAACAGUCUCACAAAUUACGCCCAAAAAAAUUGGAUGUAUGAUGGUUCCAAGCUCCAGGCUAAUUUCAUUCAUGAAGAUGUGUUGAACCAGCCCAAAAUCGAUUAUGGUGCACAAAGUUUGAUAACGUUAUUGUUUACUACCAAUGAGCUUUUUGCAGAAAAGAGAAAGGAAACGAUGGCCCUUCUCAACACGUUCAACGCCAAAUGUACCAAGGGCACCCUCUUGUUGAUUGCAGAGAGCGCCGGUUCAUACUCGCAUAUAACUAUCGGUACCAGAAAGUUUCCUGUGCAAUUCUUGAUAGACAUGACUCUUAUCGGGAAACAGGGUGAAAACAACGGACCAUGGGAGUUGAUUGACGAGAGUGAUAGCUGCUGGUAUAGGAUAGAAACUAAGAAGAUAGACUAUCCUAUGAAGUUGGAAAACAUGAGGUUUUUCUACAGACUUUACAGAAAGAAGUAA